Messenger RNA from Acanthisitta chloris (rifleman), 2553 nucleotides. It is a transcript of the gene CLCN5, whose product is annotated as chloride channel, voltage-sensitive 5. The transcript has 11 exons. Gene Ontology annotation, cellular component: early endosome; membrane; Golgi apparatus. Bases 23 to 2278 code for a protein of 751 amino acids. Gene Ontology annotation, molecular function: voltage-gated chloride channel activity. Gene Ontology annotation, biological process: chloride transport; transmembrane transport. The record is from RefSeq and is a predicted model, not a curated record. NCBI's taxonomy places the organism in Eukaryota, Metazoa, Chordata, Aves, Passeriformes, Acanthisittidae.
UUCCUCAUAUAAUGGAGGAGGGAUGAACGGCACAAGCACCAUGAUGGAUUUCCUGGAGGAACCUCUUCCUGGUGUGGGCACCUACGAAGAUUUUAACACUAUAGACUGGGUGCGAGAGAAGUCCAGGGACCGGGACAGGCACAGGGAGAUCACCAGCAGAAGCAAGGAGUCCACCUGGGCACUGCUACACAGUGUGAGUGAUGCCUUCUCUGGCUGGUUGUUGAUGCUUCUCAUUGGGUUGUUGGCAGGUUCCUUGGCAGGUCUGAUUGACAUCUCUGCCCACUGGAUGACAGAUCUGAAGGAAGGAGUGUGUUUGGCAGGGUUCUGGUUCAACCAUGAGCACUGCUGCUGGAAAUCCAACACCACCUUCACCGACAGAGACAAGUGUCCUGAGUGGAAGAGCUGGUCCCAGCUGAUUCUUGGCCAGGGAGAGGGGGCAUUUGCAUAUAUUCUCAACUACUUAAUGUAUGUCGUCUGGGCCUUGUUGUUCUCCCUUCUUGCUGUGCUACUUGUGAAGGGGUUUGCUCCGUAUGCCUGUGGCUCAGGGAUCCCAGAGAUCAAAACUAUCUUAAGUGGUUUCAUCAUUAGAGGCUAUCUGGGCAAGUGGACGCUGGUCAUCAAAACCAUCACCCUAGUGCUGGCUGUGUCCUCGGGGCUGAGCCUGGGCAAGGAGGGGCCCCUGGUCCACGUCUCCUGCUGCUGUGGGAACAUCCUAUGCCAUCUCUUCACUAAGUACCGGAAGAACGAAGCAAAGCGCAGAGAGGUACUGUCAGCAGCUGCUGCGGCUGGUGUGUCGGUGGCUUUCGGUGCGCCAAUUGGAGGAGUGCUCUUCAGCCUUGAAGAGGUGAGUUACUACUUCCCUCUCAAGACACUCUGGCGUUCCUUCUUCGCUGCGCUGGUCGCUGCCUUCACCCUGCGCUCCAUCAACCCUUUUGGGAACAGCCGCCUUGUUCUCUUCUAUGUGGAAUUUCACAUGCCAUGGCAUUUGCUGGAGCUGGUGCCCUUCAUCCUGUUGGGAAUAUUUGGUGGACUCUGGGGAGCUUUCUUCAUUCGCAGCAACAUUGCCUGGUGCAGGCGGCGCAAGACGACCCGGCUGGGCAAAUACCCAGUGUUGGAGGUGUUGGUGGUGACAGCCAUCACAGCCGUGCUGGCCUUCCCCAACGAGUACACCAGAAUGAGCACCAGCGAGCUGAUUUCAGAGCUCUUCAAUGACUGUGGGAUUUUGGACUCGUCCAAGCUCUGCGAGUACGUGAAUGAUUUCAACAGCACCAAGGGGGAUGAUCUGCCAGACCGUGCUGCUGGCCCAGGCGUGUACACUGCCAUGUGGCAGUUGGCAUUAGCCCUUAUCAUGAAAGUCUUCAUCACCAUCUUCACCUUUGGCAUGAAGGUCCCCUCAGGUCUCUUCAUCCCCAGCAUGGCAGUGGGUGCCAUUGCAGGCCGACUGCUUGGGGUGGCCAUGGAGCAGCUGGCCUUUUACCACCACGACUGGGCCAUCUUCAGUGGCUGGUGCAGCCAAGGAGCCGACUGCAUCACACCUGGCCUCUAUGCCAUGGUGGGCGCCGCGGCAUGUCUGGGUGGAGUGACACGAAUGACUGUUUCUCUGGUGGUCAUUAUGUUCGAGCUCACUGGGGGACUGGAGUACAUUGUGCCUCUGAUGGCAGCAGCCAUGACCAGCAAGUGGGUAGCUGAUGCCAUCGGGCGUGAAGGGAUUUAUGACGCGCACAUCCGCCUCAAUGGAUACCCCUUCCUGGAAGCCAAGGAGGAGUUCUCCCACAAGACGCUGGCGAUGGAUGUCAUGAGGCCGCGAAGGAGCGACCCUCCUCUGACAGUCAUCACUCAGGACAGCAUGACUGUGGAGGACGUGGAGACCAUCAUCAAUGAAACCACGUACAGUGGCUAUCCCGUGGUGGUGUCUCGGGAGUCCCAACGCCUCGUUGGGUUUGUCCUCAGGAGAGACCUCAUCAUUUCAAUCGAAAACGCCCGGAAGCAGGAUGGGAUCGUGAGCACUUCAGUUAUUUAUUUCACUGACCACUCUCCCCCACUGCCUCCGAGCUCCCCCUCCAUGCUGAAACUCAGGAGCAUCCUGGACCUCAGUCCCUUCACAGUGACGGACCAAACACCCAUGGAAAUUGUUGUGGAUAUAUUCCGCAAGCUGGGAUUGCGCCAGUGCCUGGUCACUCACAACGGGAAGCUGCUGGGGAUCAUUACCAAAAAGGAUGUACUAAAGCACAUUGCACAGAUGGCCAACCAGGACCCGGAUUCCAUCCUCUUCAAUUAGAGACAGACUGUAGAGAUUGUAUGUCCAUACACAGAACUUUCUAGCCCAUCCUGGAUAGACUUUCCUAUUUUUAUUGAGACCAUGGAACUGUUUUCAGCAUUUUCCUCUAUGGAGCUGAAGAAGAUACCUUUUUUCUACCAGAUAACCAAUUGCACUACAUAAUCUGUGGAACAUGAUCUUCUUUUUAGAAGGAAAAAAAGACUUUUAUUUACAUUGCUUUUGUGAAGUCGCAUUGGAAAGAUUCCAUGAAGGAGUAAAAGCAAAAUGUUAGAGAA